Messenger RNA from Gongylonema pulchrum, 1938 nucleotides. NCBI's taxonomy places the organism in Eukaryota, Metazoa, Nematoda, Chromadorea, Rhabditida, Gongylonematidae. The record is from the annotation of a GenBank genome assembly.
AUGAGUGCUGCUGACGAAGAUCCAGGCAAAUGCAGUCGGAAAACAGCUUUGGCAAUAUUCUUUCUGCUUGAGCUGAUCGCUUAUUUGCUAAGCUGUAUUGCACUGAUAAGUCCAAGCUGGCAGUACGUCUAUCUGGAGAAUGGACGUACGGAACAUCACCAUGGUUUAUGGCUUGACUGUAAGCGAGAUUAUUCGCACGAUUAUGGUCGAAGUCGUGAGUAUUAUGAGACACUUUACAGGCUGGAUAAGCAGCAGUCUCCGCUCGAUCAAUUUUUCCUCACAUCGUUGCUUUGCGUGUACAAAUUUGAUUAUUACAUUGAUUCGGAGGAUUUAUUUGACCACAACCAUGACGAGAAUCGCCUCCAGGAUGAUGCGAAUCAGCACCUGCUCCUGGGCUGGAAGUUGGCAUCACUGGCGGCUUUCGGGUUCGCCACAUUAACAGCCGGUGCUGCGUUGUUACUUUCAGUUUGUGCCUUCUGUCAUCGUACUCUUAUUUGUGCAGCAGCUGUACUCGUCACCGUUGCUGCGUUGCUGUCGUCCGCAGGUCUGCUAGUUUUUUAUAUCUGGGCUAACUAUCAAGAUAACAAUAUCAUAAAAGAAGAGGAUGGCAUCUAUGAGCAACAUUUUGGGUGGGCAUUAUACAUGCAAAUUGCUGGCACGUUCAUCUAUUUUCUUGCUUCGUUUAUGGGCUGCGUUACAACCGCAAUAGCAUUCAAAAAGGAUCGAGCUAAACUGGUCAAAAUCGAGGUGGUUGACGGGGAUGAAUCAAUUCUGCUGGACAAAAGCUCCUCUCUGCCAUUCAAGCGUUCGUUUUCGGCAGUCUACAAAGUCGACUCAGCAGCACUAAGAAGAUGGGAAAAGGAUUAUAUGAAUCUUGUGAAGUCCGGAAGCGCUGCCAACCGAAACAAUUUCAAGCGUGCUACUUCGGUUCCGAAUUUCAAGAAAUACCCAAGAGUGAAUCAGAAGAGUCCGGACCAGCAAAAAAUCACGAAGUCGAUCUCAGAUCUGUUUACGAGUACAGAUUAUUGCAAUUUCAGCACCACAACCAAAACAUUUACUUCAACGGCAAGAGCUGGGCCAUCACCAGCACCGCCAACUCCUAAGUCGAUUUUAAAAGCAUCGUCGAAGCGAGCACCAUCACUGUCAGAAGCAACUCAGCACCUAAGCGAUGAUCCUGACUUAACUUAUGAAUACUUGCCAUGCGAUUCGGUGGGCAAAUCACAAAGUAUGGAAACGAUCACCAAAUCAGUUACCCCGUUUACCGAUACUGCUGAUAUAUACGAUCAGAACCGGAGUACCCUUGAUUCGCGAAAUCACCCAGAAACGGCAGUAAACGUGUACGACAAAGUAUACGAGCAUAUCCCAGAUGCAAUAAAACCCGGUGUGUAUGAGCAGCCAAAUAGUUAUAGAACUCGAAAUCCGAGAGGUGCAGCUGGGAACACAGCGAUUAAAACUUGUCGCGAGUCGAAAUCAGCCUCACCAGCACUGGACUUGCGAAAUUUUGCUGUGGAGCAAAGAGGAAGCCCCUACUCACCCUCGCAACAUUCGUCCGGAGCUGGCGUGAAAGAUGUCGUCAUAAAUACGUUCGAUAUCGGGACGUUUGCGGCAAGGGAGGGCCAGAAGUCAAUUAAGAAUUUGGCGUUUCGGCCAAGCGAAAACGAAAACGUUGAAGAGUUCGAGCGUAGCGACUCAUCGGGGCCAAGCUCUCUGGGCACCUUUACAUCGAAUAAACGAAGGAAGUACCUCAGAGAUGAAACGGACCGUUCCGUUGGCUCCUCAGCCACGCUGGAAAACGAAACAGUGCAGGAUGAGAAGGAUGACGAACGGUGUGAAGCGGAACUACGGUUAAAUUUGUUCAUGAACGCCGCUGCUACAACGCCUUUAGUUUUCGGAAGCAAUUUGUCGCAAGCCAAGGAGAGCAAUAUUACCACUGUAUAG